Messenger RNA from Lycium ferocissimum, 426 nucleotides. Its product is annotated as histone chaperone ASF1-like. The transcript has 2 exons. NCBI's taxonomy places the organism in Eukaryota, Viridiplantae, Streptophyta, Magnoliopsida, Solanales, Solanaceae. The record is from RefSeq and is a predicted model, not a curated record. The coding region runs from base 1 to 426 and encodes 141 amino acids.
AUGGUUGGGAAUCCACCUGAGGGCAUACCCCAAGAGCAGUACUAUAGGAAUGUCCCAGAGGAGGUGAGUGCUAAACUAUAUACCUCUGGAGAGGAGGCCCACCCACAAGAGGAGUCAGAGCCUCAACAGGAAGCCUCUGAACCGGUAGAGGAGGAAGAACCCAAAGAAGAGGAUGAGGAUCCUCAGAAUAUGAAGGGAGAGGAAUCAGAGCCUAUUGACGUGGAAGAAGAGGGGGAAGAAGAACCAUUUGGGAUGUUCCCUGAGUUCGCAGAAUUUGAGAACAAGGCCAAUGAAGAAUCUGACUACUAUGCCCCGACCAAUGAGAGGUCUGACUUUUAUGCACUAUCACCCAUAAUGGUGCCUACCACCUCCACCAUGACGUCUGAGAAUUUUGGGAGGAUAGGCCCCUCUGAGCCUGCUUGGUAG